This is a messenger RNA of Erinaceus europaeus (western European hedgehog), 5685 nucleotides long. It is a transcript of the gene SRFBP1, whose product is annotated as serum response factor binding protein 1. Gene Ontology annotation, cellular component: 90S preribosome; nucleus. The record is from RefSeq and is a predicted model, not a curated record. NCBI's taxonomy places the organism in Eukaryota, Metazoa, Chordata, Mammalia, Eulipotyphla, Erinaceidae. The transcript has 8 exons. Bases 32 to 1366 code for a protein of 444 amino acids. Gene Ontology annotation, biological process: maturation of SSU-rRNA.
AUGGGGCCACCGUAGAGGGGCGUGGCCAAACAUGGACAAUAUGGCGGAGGAGGUUCACGUGCCUGCUUCCGAGGCUCCUAAGCGACCAAACAUGCCUCAGACAGGGACUUUGAACCUCAAUAACGAGGUUGUGAAGAUGAGAAAAGAUGUGAAGCGAAUCCGAGUUUUGGUCAUCCGAAAACUUGUCAGAAGUGUUGCUAGACUGAAAUCAAAAAAGGGUUCCGAAGAUGCACUAUUAAAAAACCAAAGAAGGGCACAGAGAUUGCUUGAAGAAAUUCAUGCCAUGAAGGAACUGAAACCUGAUAUAAUAACGAAGUCUGCUCUUGGUGAUGAUAUUGACUUUGAAAAAACUUGUAAAAAGCCUGACUCUACUGCAUCAGAAAGAGCAGUUGCCAGAUUAGCAGUUCACCCUCUUUUGAAGAAAAAAAUAGAUACACUAAAAGCGGCUGUCAAAGCUUUUAAAGAUGCAAGAGAAAAUGGCACUGAAGUCAAGUCAUCAAAAAGUGUUUCAGAAGAAAACCAUUCCAAGGACACCUUAUAUUCAAAUGAUGAUGCCAGUACAUUACAUCAUGAAGGGAAUAUCAUCAAGCAGCACAAAGAGAAAGAAGCCAAAAUAUUGGCAAAGAAGCCAGCCAACUGUUCAAAAGAAACUAUAGCCAAGACAGGAAAUGGACCCAAAGUAGUAGACACUCCAAAUUCUCUAGCCGACCCUUCAGUUUCUUCUGGACCCCAGAAGACACCUGCUAAUCCCAAAAUGAAAACGUUGAGUCAAGCCAAAAAAGAGGGAAAGCCUGAUAACUCAUUUAGUGAUAACAGUGAUGGAGAAGAAUUGCAGGAAGAAGAGAAAGAAUAUUUUGAUGACAGCACAGAAGAAAGGUUUUACAAACAGUCUUCCAUGUCUGAAGAUAGUGAUAGUGGUGAUGACUUCUUUCUUGGGAAAGUUAAACGGACAAGAAAGAAGGAAAGUAGUUCCCAUCCUUCAGUUAAGGAACAGAAAAAACUCCCAAAGUUAUUGCCUGAAGAAGAUAUAGCUGAAACCCAUCGGGAUUUCAGAAAUGACAUAAAUAAGCCAAGUAGAGAAGUAAGGAAGUUUGAGUCGGUGUUUUUCAAUUCUUUAUCUGGGUCUAACAGUUCUCAAAGGAAUUACAGAGAACAGGCUCCAAAAAGCAAAACCCCAGAUUUUCAACAAAAUGAACCUGAGACCAAGAGUCAAUUUAAUAACAAGAGUGCACCAAGAAGGUUUCAGAAUACGAAACGGCAGUCACCACUACCUCUCCACCCUUCAUGGGAAGCAAGCAGGAAGCGGAAAGAACAGCAAUCUAAAAUUGCUGUGUUUCAGGGGAAAAAAAUUACAUUUGAUGACUGAUUAGUACCUCCUUUGUGAACUUUUCCACCUAAGUCUGUUUUCUUUUCCUUUUAUUUUUUUUUUAAACCAUCCCAUUAUUUAAAUACAUUUUUUUAGCAAGUCUAUUUGAAGGGAUUAUGGGGGGAAAAAAAUUCUGUCUUCUCUCUCCCCCCACCCCAGUGGGUUCAAGUUGUUAUACUUAAGCAUUCCCUAAUGAAGCUUAUGAUUAAUUUUUUGAAUUUCUUUAUUGGGGGAUUCAUGGUUUACAUUCAACAGUUAAAUAUAAUAGUUUGGACAUGUGUAACAUUUCCCAGUUUUCCACGUAACAAUUCAGCCCCCUCUAGGUCCUCCUCUGCCAUCAUGUUCCAGGACCUGAACCCUCCCUCCACCCCCCAACUCCAGAGUCUUUUACUUUGGUUCAAUACAAUUAAAUUUUUUUACAUUAUAACCCAGAGUAUUUCCUCUGUAGAAAAAAAAUGAGAUUAUAGCUAUCUCAGUUUGUUUCACUUUGCUUAUCAUGAAGUGUAUUCUACUAGUUCAGCUCUGCUUCUUUACAUUGAAAGUAGGUGUUAAGAUAUUUUUAAAAUUAUAAAACAGGAAUUAUAACAGGAAAGUUGGAGAAAACUAUGGGUAUUGAAAAUAGUUAUUGCUGAACGUUGUUCUUUAUUUACCAAACUAAGACAGUAACUUUUAUUGUGGGCAGAAAGGAGAUUAUACAAAUACUCUUCUUUUUUUUUUAUUAUAGUAUUCCUAUUUGUGAUCAUGUAAACUUUGACUCCUGAAUAAGCACAGUUCAGCCAUCAAAACACUCAGAUUUUUCCAGUUGUUCCAGUAUCUUUUAUACCAACAGAAAAUCAUCCUCUUCACCAUUCAUUUAUUGUCUGUCACCAUCUCUUCAGUUGUCAUGUCACCAGUGAAUUGAAGUCAGGCACUUUGGGCAGGAACAUAAGAAAAGAGAUACUGCACUUGGACACUUUGUUCUGUUGGGAGACAAGUGAUCAAGUUACUGCUGCCUGUACUAGAGAUGCUGACUAUGCUGCCUUGUCUCAAGUAGUAGCUGCAGGGUUUUCCACUGCAAAGUUCCUAUUUUUCUCAUUGUGAAUAAUUUAUUUUCUGGGAAAAUAUUUUGGGAAUAUGUAUAUCUGUACUGUAAUAAGAUUUUAAUGGACCAGUUUUGGCACUGACUCAUGAUUCUGAACUAAAGCAAUUAGUGCAAUUAUAGUUGCAAAUGAUUAAAUUAUUUUCAUCUUAUUUCUAUAUUUAUUACCUGGCUGCCUAUAAUAAGACCUUUCUUUUCUGCCCUGUGUAUUCAUUUUUGAAAAUCCUAUUUCACUGUGAGCUCAUGGGUAAACUUCUCUUACUCUUUAUUUUCAUUUGUAUUUCUUGCUCCAUUCGAUUGGUUAUUGGCUUAUAAGAUUUAUCAUAUACUUGAUUUAUCAUGCUUUGAUAACUUCAACCAGCAUUACACAGCUUUAUGUCUGAUCUUAGAAAAUUACUGACUGGGGUCAGCCAAAUGGUAGUUCACCCAGUAAUAUGCAAUGUUAUCAUGAGUGAGAACCUUAGUUCAAGCCACAUGGGAGAAGCUACAGUAAUUGUAGCAGUGUUACGGGUAUCUUUCUAUCCCUAUGCCCCAGUCUCUCAGUUUUCAGUCUCUUACCUCAAAAAAGAAAGGAAGGAAGACCACUAGGAAUAGUGGAGUCAUUCAGGUACUGAGCCCCAGAGGGUAAAAAAAAAAAGCUUGCAUAUUGCUUCUACAUAUACAAAGCCAUAUGGCAUUGUUCCUGUACUUGCUGGGAUAUGCUGUUUGUUUCCAUGCUGCAUUCAUGGUUCUCUCUACCUCUUUAAAGUUAAAACGGUUUUAAUGAUCUUAUCUACAAUGAUUUCCCACCUUGGAGACAUUUUUAUCCACAUUGAACAUUGGACAACUUCUGAAGAUAAUUGUGGUUAUCAACAACUGGAGGAGGAAGGGGGCUCUUGCAUCUUAUGGUUAGAGUCCAGGGAUGCCGGUAAAGUUUUAUAGUAUGUAUAAGUAUUUGCCAACUCAACAGUGUUGAAGUUAAGAAACCUUGGUCUGCCUCAGAGCCAAAGAUUACAGUAAAAAAAAAAAAAUCAACGGAAAGGGUAAACAGUAGGUCUUGAGCUGACGGGAAAGAUUUGGUGAUCCUGAAGAUAGCUUAGUUGUCCAGUAUGAGGGAUAUAAAUUAAUAAAUGGGAUGAAACUGAACACAUCUUUAAAGACAAGUAUAUAGGCAUAAUGGAACUCUCAGGUGACUCAGCGUUUCCACUCAGUUGCAUAUGGAAAAUAUGAGCUUCGGUGUUCAUUGUAGCUUUCAUAGCAGCUGGAAUGAAACAACAGAUGACUAGGUGUAGCCAUACUCAUUUGGAGAAAAAGAGAACACAGUUGACCCUCAUCAGUGAAGGAUUUAAUGGUGCUGACUGUCUUCCCCACUCAACACCAACGGUUGAAAAAUUCAAGUGUAACUUUUGCCUCCCUCAAGCUUGAGCCUGCUGUGGCUUGGAAGAUUUAACCAAUUAUCCAACUAUAUCUCUAUUAUAUACUAUAUCUUUACAAUAAGGAAAGAGGAAAUAAUAUUUACAAUACUGAACUAUAUUUGCUGAUGCUGUAUAUCAUCCUCAAGAAAAAUAGUUCAAAUCCAUGUUCAAAGGUCAACUGUAGUUAGAUGCCAACCACAUAGAUGUGCGUGUACAGUAAAGCCCUAGCUGUAACAAGUGAAUGUCCUGAAUCUCAGUGAUAUGACCAAUUGCUCACUUAAUUCUUUUUCACGUAAAAAACAAAACAAAACAGGACAUGAGGCUGGGUGAUGGCACACUCAGUAGUUCACACAUUGCCAUCACAAAGACUCUGGUUUUCCACCGAAGAGAAGCUUCCCAAGAAGUAGAGCAAUGCUGCAGGUAUCUCUUCUCUCCCUUUCUGUCUCACACUUUAUCCUUUAUUUAUGACUGAAAGUGAGUUACAAGAUUAUAAGACUACAAUAUAUAGUUCCAAACUGCACCUACCACCAAGACAUUCUGUGUCCCCACCCUCCCAUUUUCCCCAAAGAUAACAGAUAACCACCAUAGUUCUCACAAAAUGUUAGAAACUGUUUAAGUCUUUUUUCUUUUCCUUCCUUCUUUCCUUCCCCCCUCCCUCCCUCCCUCCCUCUCUCUAAGUUCAUGUAUAUCAGUUCUCUAGAUGCCACAUAUGAGUGAAACCAUUCAGCAGUUGUCUUCUCUUCUCUCAUUAAGCAUAAAUACUUCCAGUUCCACACUUUCUGUCCCAAAGGACACAAUAUCGUGUUUUCAGAUUUCAGAAUAUAUUCCAUGGAGUAUAAUGCUCCAUAACUUUUUUUUUUCCUCUAGGGUUGCUGGGCUCGGUGCCUGCACCAUGAAUCUACCGCUCCUGGAGGCCAUUUUUCCCCCUUUUUGUUGCCCUUGUUGUUGUAGCCUCGUGGUUACUAUUAUUGCCAUUGUUGAUGUUCGUUGUUGGAUAGGACAGAGAAAAAUGGAGAGAGGAGGGGAAGACGGGGAGAGAAAGAUAGACACCUGCAGACCUGCUUCACCAUCUGUGAAGUGACUCCCCUGCAGGUGGGGAGCCGGGGGGCUCUAACCGAGAUCCUUAAGCCAGUCCUUGCACUUUGCGCCAUAUGUGCUUAACCCACUGCGCCACCGCCCAACCCCCACCAUAACUUUUAACUAGUCAUCUGGCUUCCACACUUUGGCUAUUGUGAAUAAUGUAGCUGUGAUCAAAGGGGUGCAUAUGUCCCCUCGAAUUAGUGAUUGCAUGUCUUAGAUAAACACUUAAGACUUGCACCUUUUCUGACAAGAAACAAAAGGGGCUGGAUGGUGGUGCACCUGGUUAAGCACACUUAAUAAGUGUAAGGACCCAUGCAAGGAUCUGGAUUUGAGUCGUCACUCCCCACCUGCAAGGUGGGGGGGGGGGGGGGGAAGCUUCACAAGUGGUGAAGCAAGUCUGCAAGUGUCUUUCUCUGUCCCUCUCUUGCCCUCUCUCAAUUUCUCUUUGUCCUAUCCAAUAAAAUGGAAGGGAAAAAAAAGGUCACCAAGAGCAGUGGAUUUGUAGUGCCAGCUUAAAGCCCCAAUGAUAACCCUGAUGCAAAAAGAAAAAAAUUAAAAUCAAUAGGAUAAAAUUGAGAUGUACUUUAAACAUAUAAACUACGUGUGUGCUUUAUCAAACUCUAGCUGAUCAAAUCUUCACCGACUUCAGUCUGUGUUGUGAGACUGACUCUCUUAGAUGUCAACAUCUAGUAUAACAAAGCUAUCAUUUGGGAUGUUCUCUUUUGUAUAUUACAAUAUUUGAAAUAAAUAAUGGAGAUGGCACUGUC